UAGCAAUUCAGUGUAGCAACGCGUAGUUCAGCUUAGUAAGAUCUAGGUAUACCCAACAUCCCCUUAAAUUCCUAUCCCCCAAAAGGCGAUUGCUUACCAUCAAGUGAUAAAAAAUAUCGGUUUGUUUGUUUCUUAUUUCAGGCUCUCCUAGCCAAUGGUAAGGUUUUCAAUAAAUCGGAGCUCAAAUGCGGAGGCUCUCUGAUAAGUGAGGAGUUGGUUCUACCAGCUGCCCACUGCAGCACCACUUCUGUAAGGGUUGUUAUAAACAUGUCUAUACGACCAGUAAGCUUACAAGUUGCGCACAUAUUGGACGACAAUGCAAUUGUCAUUGGCUGGGGAGCAGUGUUACAUAGGACGAUGAAUGCAGACAUAUUACUGAAAGGAGACAGCGGUGGACCUCUCAGCUUUAGAAAUCGUAUAAUAGAAAAAAAAGAAAAAUGGACACGUCUAAUGGCAAGCUGGUACCCAAAAGAUCGAGAAAGACGGAAUAGGACAGUAGAGGACAAUUUCGGGACUACAAUCGGUCCGACAUGGACAAGGACGGUGAAGAACAGGACAGAAUCGGAAUUGUUAGAGGACAACUCCAUUGAAGGACAAGUUGAAGAGUACAGUAGAAUCUCUUUGUUCACAGUUUUGAGAUUAGCGAUUUCAGUGUUUGUUGGUUAAAUAUUAAAGCUUUACAUAAGUUUUGGAGAUUACAAACAAAACAAUACUGGUUUUAAAUAAAUAAAUACAUAAUUCUACUAAAAAUCACGGUUUCGAGUCAUAGAGGGACUCUUCAUCAUGAGCAGCGUACGCAGACUGAUUGUUUUAGUUAAAUUAAAAAUGUAAUUUUAUGAUUAAUUGUAUUCAAAUAAAAAUAAAUAAAUAUAUAAAACUAAA
Messenger RNA from Spodoptera frugiperda (fall armyworm), 882 nucleotides. RefSeq lists its product as uncharacterized. The record is from RefSeq and is a predicted model, not a curated record. Bases 268 to 666 code for a protein of 132 amino acids. NCBI's taxonomy places the organism in Eukaryota, Metazoa, Arthropoda, Insecta, Lepidoptera, Noctuidae. The transcript is spliced from 4 exons.